This is a messenger RNA of Equus caballus (horse), 1483 nucleotides long. It is a transcript of the gene CIMIP4, whose product is annotated as ciliary microtubule inner protein 4. The record is from RefSeq and is a predicted model, not a curated record. Lineage: Eukaryota; Metazoa; Chordata; Mammalia; Perissodactyla; Equidae.
GGGAGGGCUGCUCCCUGGCAACCAUCCGGUGGUCUCCACCGCAGCUCUGCAGUGUGGAUCUGCACUCCCGGCUUCAGCGCACACCAGAGUGGUUCACGGGCUUUCUGACAUUAUGAAAGAGGGUGGAGAGAGUUGCUUGUGACUGAAGAGUGCCCGGACUGUGACAGGACCUCCCUCCCUCCCUCCUUGACCCACGUCUCUCCAGACCUUUCCCUCCAGACACUGGGGCUCCUGCUGAGCGACAGCAUCCUUCCUGGAAGCUUCCUAGAAACCCCGUCAUUCCAUGAAGAGCAUCGGUGGGCAGAAUAUGAGUAAGAAAAAGACCACCUAGGAAAAAGGAUCACAAACCUGAAAGCUGCAGAGGCUUUUGAAGAUGCCAGAGCUGCCCCCCAAAAUUUGGCCCAACGGCCUGUCUUCAGAGGAAAGACCGAUGUGACACCAGCAUGGCUUCCUGCUCCCGGUUCUCCUGUGUUGGCCAAGCUGGUUCCCUUCCCUUGAGCUUGACUGACCAGCUAAGACUGUGUCAUCGGAGACGUCGGAGUGUGUUUCUUUGUCUACAGGGCUGAGCUUGGAAUUGCCUGUCCCAGAGCAAGCAUCAAUGGAGCUGGGCCCACGAACAGGUACAACCACUUUGACCAGGGCCCGUGUGAACAACAAGGAAGGCCGGCAGGACACGGACUCCUGGAGAACAGUCCGCAGCCCCCCGGACACCUCCAAAUUCAAGUUCCAGGCCCCAGUGUGCCCGCAGACGUCCCUGCACCGGGGAGGCAGCCCCCUAGGGCGGGCCCACCUGGAGGAGGUCCGGCCUCCACCCCCUACGGCUAUCAGCCGGGACUCCCCCGGCAUGGACCCACAGCCUGGGUCCCUGAAGAAGGGGGAAUACAGACCGUCCUCGAGGGAGAGCAGGGCUUCCUUCCGAGAGGGGCCUCAGCCGUGCCAGAGGCUGGAGGAAGGCCCCGACGUGGGGGCCCAGGGCCCGAGGAGCCUGAGCCAGAGGAGCAGCAUCAUUCCUGACAACAUUCGCCACAAGUUUGGGAGCAGCAUGGUGGACCAGCUGGUCUCUGAGGAGCAGGCUCGAAGGGCCAUUGGCGAAGCCUUUGACGGCCAGAAGAGGGCAAGCUCGUGGCCCAGCAGGACCCAGAGUCCCACGCAAGUGUCCUCCAUCUUCUCAGACUACUACGACCUGGGCUACAACAUGAGGUCAAACUUGUUUCAAGGGGCCCCCCAGGAGACGAAGAGUCUCAUGAAGGCCUCCUACACCCCAGAGGUGAUCGAGAAGUCGGUGAGGGACUUAGAGCACUGGCACGGCAGGAAGACAGACGACCUGGGACGGUGGCAUCAGAAAAACGCUAUGAACAUGAACUUGCAGAAAGCGCUGGAUGAGAAAUACGGAGAGAAGAACAAAACCAAGAGCUCGAAGCUCUAGAUCCGCCCUCCACUCAGGAGAGCGCUGACAAUAAAGAAAGGCGCACGUCUGAGUCUC